This is a messenger RNA of Ictalurus punctatus (channel catfish), 2859 nucleotides long. Its product is annotated as tyrosine-protein kinase STYK1. Bases 187 to 1311 code for a protein of 374 amino acids. Gene Ontology annotation, cellular component: signaling receptor complex. Lineage: Eukaryota; Metazoa; Chordata; Actinopteri; Siluriformes; Ictaluridae. The record is from RefSeq and is a predicted model, not a curated record. Gene Ontology annotation, molecular function: ATP binding; transmembrane receptor protein tyrosine kinase activity. Gene Ontology annotation, biological process: protein phosphorylation; positive regulation of kinase activity; multicellular organism development. The transcript is spliced from 10 exons.
CGGAGAUAAAAAUUCAUACCCCUUCAUGGUCAUUGCUCUCAAUGUCAAAAUCAAAUCCAGAAUUCCACUCCGGCAGGGACACGUGUUUUAUUUGGUAACUUGUCGACUUGUGAAAAUGAAGGACGGCUUUUCUUUCAAAGCCAAGGAUAUGAGCAAGUCAUGAGAGAUGCGUAAGAUAAACCACCGAUGGAUGUGCAGGUUACGUGCAACGUCUCCAGCCUUGAAUGUGGUCAAUUAGCACUCAUCAUCAUUCCCAGUCUCCUGGCUCUUAGCACACUGAUCAUCAUAUCUCGGAUAAUAUGGAGCUUCUUAAAGAAGAAAUCGUCAGUUCUGGGGUCUUCAGCAGUGUCUUUUGAUCAAAAUGGUCUUCUGCCUGGACACAAUGCUCUGAGCUCAUGGGAAAUGCCCGCCCACUGCAUCCUGGAUGAGGUGGAGUUCCUGAAAAAUGGCCGGUUCGGGGCUACCUGCAAGGGCCAGCUAAAACGAGAUGGAGCUGCCAGCGCUGUGAUAAUUAAAAUGUUCAAAGGAAGUUCAAACAGUCACGAGGCUAAAGUGUUCAUGGAGUUGGCCAUGUUCUACUCGGCAGUUUGCAAACACGACAAUCUGGUGCGAAUGCUGUACUGCCAGACACGACUCUCUCCCAUGUACUUGGUUUUCGAGACGAGCACUCCUGGAAAUCUGCUGCACUUCUUGUGGAGCCUUCGGGAGGGUAGUAGUCAUGGGACGUGGCAUCAAGAACAGUCUUUUUCAGAGAGAUCUGUGUAUUUAGUGGCCAAACAAGCGGCUACCGGUCUGGACUACCUGCUGUCAGAGCACAGGCUCGUGCACGGGAACGUCGCAGCACGCAGCAUGCUGAUUGGCUCCGGGCUCCUGGUGAAAGUGUCCGGAUUGGCCCCGGCUUUCGAGUCGAGGCAGACAGAGACGGAGACAGCCGGAGUGCCUCUGAAGUGGCAGGCACCAGAGAGACUACUCGGACUCCCUGUUACAGCCAGGAGUGAUGUGUGGUCCUUUGGAGUCCUUCUCUAUGAAUUGAUAACUUUAGGUGCUCCUCCAUUUCCUGAACUGGAGCCAUCGGAGAUGUUCCUCCAAACUUUGACGAAUUACAAGCUAAAAAGACCUCCGAACUGUGGAGGGGCACUGUUUGACCUCAUGAAAUAUUGCUGCAUGUGGAAUUUUAAGGAUCGCCCGGCUUAUUCUGCUGUCAUCAAACUGCUGGAGUCGUACAUCCACCUGGCUGAUACUAAACCCCUAAGAGCAACUCAACAUAUGGACAUUUCUGAAUACAGAAUUAAGGCAGGAGUUCCACCUUGAGCGUUCGGUGCGUACACAAGGCCGUACUCAGAGUUCUUCAGAGAUAGGUUACACAGUCGCUCAAGUCGAUUUUCUGGCCUCCAAGAUUGCCAAAUUUUUCUUCUGUGAAAGCAUCUGAGACUUGGGUUUUCAAUCGCAUCUGGACUACUACCUUUAAACACAAGUGCUUGCCUUUACACCUGAUAAAAAACAAAAUGUGACUGAAGCGCAAGCGUCAAAUGUAAUAUGAUGUAACAAAAAACAAAGGGACAAUAUCUAAUAAGAGUCUAAUAUAUUGCCAAAAUUUGAUUGCAUGAAUAGUCCUGUUUUAGCAAAUGUGCCAUUAAAUAUGGCUUCCACCCUCAUCAUUCAGCAGCUUAUAGAAUAGCACUUGAUCCAGCACGUGCUAUUAUUUUGCCUCGAUUUUUAAAAUCAUGGCCCGACAUGUAAUUUGAAGCCAUUAGAUACAAAAUCGAGGUCAUAAAAUCAUAACGUGUAUGUGUAGUAGUCUAUUUUUAUCACGCCUUUAAUUUAUGUUGGGUUUGUCUGAUUACUGAAAUAAUGUUCGUAUUCAAUAAAUUCAGUGCACUCGCCUGUGAAGAAAACGGGUCCAUGAUUUGAAAAAUAAGCUCACCGAGCUCUCGUCCACUAUGCUUGCAUCUUAAUAUAAGUAUUGUUUAUCAUUUUUAUGCAUAAAAAUACAGUCAAGAUAAGCAGUGUCUUGAAUUAAAAUGCUGUGAUGUCUUCGGUGUGAAACAAGGAGCACUUUAAAAGGAUGAUGCUAUUUAUUAAUUAAUUAACUGUGUCAUAUUUCUGUGUUGAAUGUUGCCCUCAAUACCCAGAGCAUGAACAUCAGUGUGACACAUUGUGGUUACAUCACACUGUCAGACAGUAGCGCUGGACUUAAUACUUCUCCUCAAUUAAGCUGAUGUCACGCAAGAAAAACGAGCUUAAGUUUAGAACGUUUAGACAAGCUCCGUUUUAGGCAAACUCUUCCCCACAUGAGCAGUAUUUACGCUCUUUCCGAAAGAAAUCCUCACUACACAGGCCCGCAGUCUCAAAUGAACAUGCCAGAAAUCACAAAAUUCAACAGCUGGAGAAAUUUGGAGGAUGUGCAUUUUUUUUUUAAUCAAAAUGACAUUUAAUCCAGUAAUUAGAUGAAUAAAGUUACUCAAGCAUUAACCUUCAUCAAACUGUACUGGCUUUUAUUAUGCAUCACUGCCUACAUGUCACAAAGCAGCUCAAGAGACACUGGCAGUUAAAAAAAAAUCUGAAUCAAAUGACAUUUUGAUUCCUCUGAAUAAUAAAAUACACCAUUUUUCAACGGAUUGUAUUUUAAAAAUGUCAGUGGACUAAUAAGAAGACACUUUAUCCAUUUGAGUUUUAGUUUUCCUAAGGUUUUCUCACACUCAUGCUUUAGCUUCUGUUUUUUUAAAUUUCCCUUUUAAUAAAACAUCUGCGUUACUAGUAUGAAAAUACCAAUUAUGGUACAUAUAUACAAGACAUUGUUCUUAUAAUUUCCCCAUGAAUAAAAUUCACCAAAAUAAUAUCACCCCACUGCAGUUGUGG